This is a messenger RNA of Sardina pilchardus (European sardine), 3072 nucleotides long. RefSeq names its product Kell metallo-endopeptidase (Kell blood group) (gene kel). Bases 560 to 2785 code for a protein of 741 amino acids. Gene Ontology annotation, biological process: protein processing. NCBI's taxonomy places the organism in Eukaryota, Metazoa, Chordata, Actinopteri, Clupeiformes, Clupeidae. Gene Ontology annotation, molecular function: metalloendopeptidase activity. The transcript has 18 exons. The record is from RefSeq and is a predicted model, not a curated record. Gene Ontology annotation, cellular component: plasma membrane.
ACUUGUAUGGAAUCUGUGAGUGUGUGUGCGUGAGCGAGCGAGUGAGCAAGCGUGGGACAGUGUGCCGUUCAUCUCAGUCUUUCAACACGUGUGUGAGAAAAUGCGCACACAGACUCAUUUUUAUAGGUCUCAGACUUGGAUGCCGUCUCAAGUGUUGAGUUUAACUGUUGAAUUCUUGUCUGGGAGGUGCCCUUUGCUGCGUGCCUGCUAAAAAACAAAUGGAGACAGUAUGGCUCUGUCACGCACACAGAACACACACUUGAGAGUCUCAUCUCCACCUUGCAAACGAUGGCAAAGAAUAAGUGAAAAGACUGAGAAAGAAGGUCAACUGGGAGGCCAUGUCAGAGUGUUUAUCUGCUACAGGAACAGGGUCCAGGGAGGAUGAUUAAAGCAGAUAGAGAUGACAGUGGGAGCAAAAGAGAGAGGGGGGCCUUACCGGUGAAGUGGGACAAGUAAGAGAGAGAGAGAGGGAGAGAGAGAGACAGGGGAAGUGGAGAAAGAGACAGCAAUGCACCCAUCCCUCAGUGGAUACUGACCACAAACAGCAGCAGACUAGAAAAUGCAGAGUAUGACCAUAGAGGACACCUCAACCACAGCACAGCCCAGUGAACCUAAAGCCUUUGCGUGGACUAAAUGUGGCAAAGUCGUGUUGGUCCUCCUGGGUUUAUUCCUCUUUGCCAUGGCGACUGGGUUGGGGCUAAACUCCCUGAAGAAUCAGAAGUCUCCUUCAGGUCUCAACAGUUCAGCCAACAGAAGAGCAGCUUCUCUUCCAUGCCGUUCUCCUGCCUGUCUGGAUGCCGCUACGUAUCUUUCAGUGGCUGUGGAUCCUUUCACUCAGCCAUGUGACUACUUCCUGUUUACCUGUGGGCCGUCGGGAGCCACAAGGGGCAGACAGAGAGGCAAGGGCACUGCUCACCUUAGCAACAGUGGGGAGGGUGAGAAGAAAAGAGACGAUAUAAGGAGAAAAACAGAGAAUGACACUCUGAUUGACAGACUGCCUGACAGAGAAACACUCUUGCUGCAGUCUAUUAAAGACAUACUGGAGAUGGCCGAAGGGUUGCGCUCUCCAAACUCUCUGGAGGAGAAGGCACGACAGUUCUUCCGUUCCUGCAUGGACAUAAACUCCAUAGAGAGCCAGGGCUCUGAGCCGUUUCUCAAGCUCAUUCAACAGUUGGGUGGCUGGUCAGCAUUAGGCUCGUGGAAUCGGUCUGAUUUUAACUCCACUCUGGCUCUGCUGAUGGGUCAGUAUGGGACAUUUCCGUUCUUCAGUGUGUACGUGGGCAGAGACCCCAACCAGCAGCACAACACCUCGUACAUACAGAUUGAUCAACCACACUUUCAAAUUCCUACUGAGUGGGACACUCAGAGUCAGACGUCUAAAGCCAAUGCUGUGAGCCUACGGCCGUUCCUCCUCUCCUCUCUGCAAUACCUCAAUUUGCUGGGGGUUCCCAAAGUGACCAGAGGGAUGCAUAAUGGUCUAUACAUAGCUCUGUCCUCUGAACUGGCCAGAGAGUCCUCUCCACUCCACCACCGUCUGCAGUCCAACAUGCUCUACCAGAGAGUCACCAUACGUGAACUGCAGAUUCUGGCGCCGGUGAUUGACUGGCUUGGUUGCUUAGAGGCUACUUUUCACCCCCUGCCUAUCAGCGAAUCAGAUUCUGUCCUUCUGCACAACCUGCCAUACAUCAUCCACAUGUCGGACACCAUCAGCAAAUGGCUGCUCAGGAAUGAGAUGAUGGGCAGGGUUCCUAUCCAGACGUACAUGAUUCUGAGCCUGCUGCACACGGUGCUUCCUGCCCUGGACUCAAGGUUCAGUGAGACACAAAGGAACCUCUCUGUUGCCCUCGGUAACAUGGAGGAGGAGGAGCCUCGCUGGAAACACUGUAUUAGAAGGACAGAAAGGGGCUUUGACCAGCUUCUCAGUCACAUGGUCCGAGACAGAACUGCACAUCAGGAGGCAGACGAACUGGUGGGGAAUCUGUACUCCUCUGUGCAGAGCAAAUUAGCAGAUCUGACGUGGCAAGACGAGGAGUCCCGUAACUCUGUGUUAAAAAGGGUGAAAUCUCUGAGACCACGAUUCCUGGCUCACACAGACAAAAAUAAACUUGCACAACUGUACUCAGAGGUGGUCAUCAGUGCAGACAGUUAUUUCUCAAACUACAUGCAAUCUCUUCUCCUUGAGCAGAAGAGAAGAAACCAACUCUUCUCACAACACCUUCAGUCUGACGUUUUGUCUGUCACUCCACUUCUCUCAGGAAGAGAUAUAAUCUUUCCCACCGGGAUGUUUUUCCCACCCCUUUUUCAUCCAACAUAUCCGAGGGCAUUGAAUUAUGGAGGACUAGGAUUCAUGAUGGCCAAAGACCUUCUCCACCUCCUCCUUCCAGAUAUCCACACGCAGAGUGGCAGCCCAGAAUCAGUAGGAGGGUGUGUAUGGUCUCAGUACAUCAGUGUAACAGAGGGCCCAGGUCGCAUGGGGGCUUUCUCUCUGUCUCCAUCACAGAAGCUGGAGGUGUGGGUGCAGUACACUGCCCUGCAGGUGGCGCUACAGGCCUAUCUGAACAGUUUACAACCGCAUCAGAGUGAUACUUCACUGUUGGAUUUCGUCAACACACAUCUCUUCCUUAUCUCUUUCACACAAGUCAGCUGUGAUCCUUACCCAUACCGUCAGCUGAUGACCUUUGAACCUUCUUUCCUGGUGUCUGUCAUAUGUGCCAACUCAGACCUCUGUCCAUCAAGGAUGACCUGUCAGAAAAAAUCACUGGUUUACCCCUUAGGCAGCUGCUGAUGCGUGUCUGACAGGGUUUUUUCUUUUUUUCUUUUUUUUUUGUCACUGUUUAUCACAGGAUUUAAGACUCGCCAUCUUAAACAGAAAUGUCUGGACAGCUCCUAAUUUUGUCAAUGAAAUAUGAAGAAGUGCUGAUAGCGAACAUGUCUCUGUCUGUCUCUGUUUGUUUGCUUAAGUAAGACAGAUGUCCUGACAGGAGAAGUCUGUGACGACCAUACACAAGGAAAGCAUUUUCAGCAAGGAUACAUUCAUCUAUUUCACCAUGUUCACAUCUGUCUGUCUGCAAC